GUUAUCUGUCUGACUGUCAAAUCUCGGACUUCCCCUGUUGGAAACAGACCCUCCGGGAAUGUCGGGAAAAGGAGCAGACUCUGCGCACCAACUGGAAAAACCGCGUCGGGGUUAUGAGCCAGUUGCAGCACGAAGUCGGGAACAUUCUGUGUGACGUGCAUUCCUGCAACGGAGUGGUCAUUGCUGGGUACACGUCGGGCGAUGUGAAGCUGUGGGACACGCGCACCUGGGACUAUUCGGCCCCCAUCCUGGAACCGGAGCACGGCUCGGUGGAGCCUGGCCCCCGGCCACAUGCCUCCUUUGUGAGAAUAAACAGCUCCCUGGCUGCGUCAGCGUACGAGGACGGGUCAGUGAAAGUGUGGAGCCUGCUGGUCGGUUCUGAGCCAAUCCACCGGUACCAGCACAACCAGAAGGUUCAGACUAUGGCCCUUUCAACCGAGGGGGCCACGGUAGCGACGGCAGCCGGGUUCCAGGUUAGAGUGGAAAGUGCCAACGACAAAGGAUACUGGGGGACUCUGGCAGAGUUUGAGAUUCAGAAAUGGAUCCUCCUCUACAACGUGGAAACGGGGCAGUGUGUAACGCAACUCGGAGGUCCUUUGGGUGACUUCACGUGCCUCAACCUCCAGGAGAGCCCCCCCAACAUGCUGGUAGCUGGAAAUAAAGUCAGAAGGGUAAUGGUGUAUGACCUCCGCAGGAGCGAGCCUGUGUCCUCAUUUCACGGCCAUCAGUUGGGGGUCUCGGGGGUGCAGAUGGACGACUGGAAGGUGGUCAGCGGAGGCGAGGAAGGGCUGGUCUGCGUGUGGGACCAGCGCAUGGGUAGCAAGCUCUGGGAAAUGCAUGCCAGGCACCCAGUUCGCCACCUCCGGUUCAACUCCCACAGUCUCAUCACGGCCAACGUCCCCAAUGAAAAAACUCCCCGAGGUGCCAGCAUCACGGACGAUGAUUUGACCGCUCACCGAAGGCAUCGAGGUAUCAUCUACUCCUACGAGUUCUUCGUGGACCAACUGGUGGCAGAGAGCGUCCUUCCUAUCUGCCGUUCCUCAUACAACGAAACGACGGGCUACAACUACAAUAUUGGCCUUGUGGUCCCCUACGACAACAUCUAGGCAGCGCGGGAAGAAGAAGAAGGGAAGGCCAAAAGUCAUGGUUGUCCCAAAGGUGCUUUUUCCAAGAGGCAGCUGGACUUUCUGGUUGUUGUUGUUUGUUGUUGCUGUUUUCUCAACUGAGCAGCUUUUUGGAUGAGAAGCGAAACGUCUUCAAGGGAAAGAAAAGCCCAGUGGCCUCUUGGAAAAGCACCUUUGGGCAAAGACCAACUAAGCUGGACUCUGGAGAAGGGGAACCCCCCAAGGAUGGAGGUCUUGGGAGGGGACUCGGGCUGCCAAGCAGGCAGCAUCAGAAGGGGGACGCGUGGAGUCUCCCCAAAGCUCUAAUAACAGCACUGUAGGAACGAAGAGAUGGUGGCCCGCAGGAACCAUGAUAGAUAGGCAAGAACCAGGAAGUAAUAACAAAGGCUGUAGCCCCAAAAUCAGGAGAUAGUAACAAUGGACAGUAGCCCAAGAAUCAGGUGGUAAUAACAAAGGCUGUAGCCCAAGAACCAGGAGGUGGUAAUAAAGUCUGUUCCCCACACGUACAGAGACCACAGUGGGGGCAAAGGGGGUGUCCAUUCCUUGCACCUGUUUCAGCGCUGCUUUUCUGGAGCA
Notechis scutatus (mainland tiger snake) is the source of this 1700-nucleotide messenger RNA. Lineage: Eukaryota; Metazoa; Chordata; Lepidosauria; Squamata; Elapidae. The record is from RefSeq and is a predicted model, not a curated record.